CCCAAGGAGGAUGGUUGAGCCUAAUUGUUUUGUUUCUAGUAGCUAUCCUCUGUUGGUACACAGGACUUCUUCUCCGACGUUGUAUGGAUUCAAGCAUGCGCAUCAAAACUUAUCGUGACAUAGUUGAGUUUCUGAUACUUGAAGGUGAUAAUCUUCAUAAGAUGUUUCCCAACAUGGAGUUCAAAUUUGCAGGGUUGAAAAUUGGAGGAAAACAAGGCUUUCGGGGUGGAGUUCUAGCUUCUAUUGUUCUUGUCGUUUGUGUGUUGUGGGUUGGAGCAGUUGAUGGAGUAGGUUUCCAUGGCGGAGAUAUGUUUUUAAAUUGGAGAGGAAUGCCCACUACGAUAAGCAUGUUUGCCUUUUGUUAUUGCAGGCAUGCAGUUUUCCCCACCCUCUACAACUCCAUGAAGGAUAGAAGCAAGUUCUCCAUGGUUUUGCUUAUUUGCUUCAUCACAAGCACAAUCACCUACGCAUCAAUGGCUGUUCUUGGCUAACUAAUGUAUGGAGAACAUUUAAACGCUCAAGUGACCCUAAAUCUUCGAGUUAAAAAAAUUUCUACAAAAAUGGCAAUUUAUACUACACUAAUCAAUCCGCUUACAAAGU
This is a messenger RNA of Rubroshorea leprosula, 600 nucleotides long. NCBI's taxonomy places the organism in Eukaryota, Viridiplantae, Streptophyta, Magnoliopsida, Malvales, Dipterocarpaceae. The record is from the annotation of a GenBank genome assembly.